UUUUAGGAUGGUUCUGGAUAUUGAUUUAUUUCGAGAAGAGAAAGGCGGUGAUCCGGAACUGAUACGAGAUUCACAGCAGAAACGGUAUAAGGAUGUCAGACUUGUUGAUGAAGUUAUUGAUUAUGAUCAGCGAUGGAGAAAAGAGCGUUUCUCCGCUGACAAUUUCAACAGGUUAAUCAAUUUAUGUAGCAAGGUUAUUGGAGAAAAAUUAAAGAAGAAAGAAGCGAUCGAUGCUGAUAAUCCGGUACCAACCGAUUAUAUGGAACGUUUAGAAGUACUUAAUGCUGAUGACAUGAAGAAUUUGGAGAUACUGCAAAUUAAAAAACUAAAGAGCAUAAUUGAUAAGAAACUUAUGGAAAAAAAGAUAGAAAUGGAGAAGCUUGAAGCAAAACGCCAUCAAAGUCUUAUUCAAAUAGGCAAUAUUAUACAUUCCACAGUACCCAUCAGUGAUAAUGAAGACAAUAAUAAAGUGGAGAAGACUUUUGGUGACAUCGAAAGUAAGAAGAAAUAUUCACAUAUAGAUCUUUGUGUGAUGAUUGAUGGCUUUGAUGGUGAUCGUGGAACUUCUAUUGCCGGUGGCCGCGGUUAUUUCUUGAAGGGUCCAUUAGUAUUUCUGGAACAAGCAGUUAUCAAUCUUGCUUUACAAAUGCUACAUUUCAAAGGCUUCGUCACGCUUUACACUCCAUUUUUCAUGCGUAAGGAAGUGAUGCAAGAAGUGGCACAGCUUAGUCAAUUCGAUCAGGAGCUUUACAAGGUUACUGGGAAAGGUUCUGAAGUUAUCGGAGACGAAACCAAUGACGAGAAAUAUCUCAUAGCCACAUCCGAGCAACCAAUCGCAGCUUAUCACCGAAAUGAAUGGAUUAGUGAAGCAGAUCUGCCAAUUAAAUAUGCCGGCAUAUCAUCCUGUUUCCGCCAGGAGGUCGGAAGUCAUGGACGAGAUACCCGUGGUAUCUUCCGAGUACAUCAGUUUGAAAAAGUCGAGCAGUUUGUUCUAUGUUCUCCACAUGAUGACGAAAGUUGGAAAAUGCUUGAUGAGAUGGUUGAAAACGCUGAAGAUUUCUGUAAAGCACUUGGUAUACCGUUUCGAAUUGUAUGCAUUGUUUCGGGAGAACUUAAUAAUGCUGCUGCAAAAAAGCUUGAUUUAGAGGCGUGGUUUCCAGGCAGUGCUGCAUUCAGAGAAUUAGUUUCUUGUUCGAACUGUACCGACUAUCAAGCUCGACGUUUGAAAAUCCGUUACGGAAAAACGAAGAAACUGGAUGGUGAAGUAUCUUACGUACAUAUGUUGAAUGGUACAAUGUGUGCAACUACACGUGUAUUAUGUGCGCUGUUGGAAAAUUAUCAAGAAGAGAACGGUAUACGUGUGCCAGAAAUUCUAAGGCAAUUUAUGCCAUAUCCUUAUAAAGAACUAAUACCAUUCAUUAAAGAAGCUCCUAUUGAAAAUGAUUUGAAGAAAGUAAAUUGAUAUGUUACUAUUUAUUUUAUUUAUAUGUUACUAUUGCAGAAGUAAGCUUGGAUUUGAAACAU
This is a messenger RNA of Loa loa (African eye worm), 1524 nucleotides long. Its product is annotated as seryl-tRNA synthetase. NCBI's taxonomy places the organism in Eukaryota, Metazoa, Nematoda, Chromadorea, Rhabditida, Onchocercidae. The record is from RefSeq and is a predicted model, not a curated record. The coding region runs from base 8 to 1462 and encodes 484 amino acids. The transcript has 11 exons. Gene Ontology annotation, biological process: seryl-tRNA aminoacylation. Gene Ontology annotation, molecular function: tRNA binding; ATP binding; serine-tRNA ligase activity. Gene Ontology annotation, cellular component: cytosol.